This is a messenger RNA of Loxodonta africana (African savanna elephant), 462 nucleotides long. It is a transcript of the gene CCDC167, whose product is annotated as coiled-coil domain containing 167. The transcript has 5 exons. Lineage: Eukaryota; Metazoa; Chordata; Mammalia; Proboscidea; Elephantidae. Bases 48 to 350 code for a protein of 100 amino acids. The record is from RefSeq and is a predicted model, not a curated record.
GACUAGUGGUCGUGUCCAGUGAUGACUGGCGGUUUCCGGCAAGUGACAUGACUAAAAAGAAGCGGGAGAAUCUGGGCGUCGCUCUAGAGAUCGAUGGCCUGGAAGAAAAGCUGUCCCAGUGUCGGAGGGACCUGGAGGCCGUGGACAACAGGCUCCACCGGGCAGAGCUGAGCCCAGAGGCCAGGAGGUCUCUGGAGAAGGAGAAAAACAGCUUGAUGAAUAAAGUUUCCAACUAUGAGAAAGAGCUGAAGCUGCUUCGGCAAGAGAACCGGAAGAACAUGCUGCUCUCUGUGGCCAUCUUCAUCCUCCUGACCCUCAUCUACAUCUACUGGACCAUUCACACAGGCUGAUCCUGGACUGUCACAGUGUCACCGUGGAAUGAGUGGUAUGAUUCAUGGAAGGGGGAAGGUGUCUCUUGCCCUGCUGCGGUGUGGGUCCUUCAUUAGCCCAUCCGACGCCUCC